Molecule: messenger RNA, 4167 nt
Organism: Silurus meridionalis
Lineage: Eukaryota; Metazoa; Chordata; Actinopteri; Siluriformes; Siluridae
Gene: fbxo38
Product: F-box protein 38
Exons: 22
Coding region: 425-3694 (1089 amino acids)
Biological process (GO): protein K48-linked ubiquitination; SCF-dependent proteasomal ubiquitin-dependent protein catabolic process
Cellular component (GO): nucleus; cytoplasm
Molecular function (GO): protein binding
Source: RefSeq, a predicted model, not a curated record
GCAGGACGACUGAAGUCUUGUUUCGUGUUUUUGCUGUCAGUGAGCAUGCAGUUUGUUUAGACAAAAUGUUGCCCGAAGAAGAAAAAUGUACGAUAUCUUAAUGCUUCAUUAUUGACCAAACCAGUGUCCGGUUCAAUUGCAUCUUCUAGCCAGGAGUGUACAGUUUGAAGUCUGCCCGAAAACAAGUAUCAUAGUGGCAGCAGGCUGAGAAAGUCAGUUCAGACUUUCUAUACCCAAACACAAAUUCCGUCACAUCCUGCAGAAUAUUCAGACAUUCUCCAUACAACUGUAAUAUACAGUGGUCAAAUAACCUGGAUUUUUACUAACAAAUAGAAAACAUAACAGAUUUGAAUAUGUUAAGAGGCUCUCCAUUGAUGGAUUAAGUUGCUUAUCAUUUUUGACUGACUACAGGACUAUCCAGGACAUGAUGGGCCCUAGGAGAAAAUCCACUAAGACAAGUGUUGUGGGAGGAACAAAUUUUACUUUGCCAAAAGAAGAAUCAAAAGAUUACAUAAAUGAGCUUUCACAUGAGGUGCUCUGCCAUAUAUUCCGCUAUCUGCCUAUGCCUGACAUUAUGUGCAUGGAAUGUUUGUCACGAAAGCUACAAGAGGCAGUGACACUGUAUUUGCGGGUGGUCAAAAUGGUCGACUUGUGUGCCAGCCGGUGGUGGGAGUACAUGCCUUCAGGGUUUACAGACACGAAUUUUCUCACUCUUCUAAAGAAGAUGCCUGAUUUGGAGCAGUUGUAUGGUUUACACCCACGUUAUUUAGAGCGGAGAAGGGUUAGGGGAUAUGAAGCUUUCAGUAUUCCUGGGGUUUUGGAGGCUCUUCAGGCUUGUCCCAGUCUUUUGGGUGUGGAAACAUCUCAUUUGGAGCUGGUAGAAGCAAUAUGGAACUACAUGCCUCAGGUUCACAUCCUUGGAAAAUUCAGGAACCGCAAUGGGGCAUUUCCAAUUCCCCCAGAAAACAAACUUACAAUUCCAGCUGCCGCUAAAAUUCAGACCCUUCAUCUUGUUGGAGUCAAUGUCCCAGAAAUUCCUUGUGUGUCCAUGCUCAGGCAUUUGUAUCUGAAGUGGGUUCGUCUCACAAAACCUCAGCCAUUCAAAGAUUUUCUGUGUGUGAGCCUGCGUACGUUUGUCAUGAGAAACUGUGCUGGUCCCACCAACUCCUUGAAGUAUGUACCACUGGUGACAGGUUUGGCCUCUGCACGCAACCUGGAGCAGCUAGAACUUGUAAGGGUUCCUUUCUUAGGAGGACUAAUACAACAUGUGGUGGAGGACAGCUGGAGGUCAGGAGGAUUUCGUAAUUUGCACACUAUUGUAUUUGGUGCCUGUAAGAAUGCUCUUGAAGUGGACUUAGGCUAUCUCAUUAUUACUGCUGCACAUGGAUUGCAUGAAGUUCGUAUCCAGCCUUCCCUAACCAAAGAUGGAGUCUUUUCAGCACUGAAAAUGGCCGAACUUGAGUUUCCACAAUUUGAGACUUUGCAUCUUGGAUAUGUUGAUGAAUUCCUAUUACAGUGUAAAUUGAGUCAUACUGAGCUGGUCAAAUAUGGCCUUGCUGAUGUAAUAGAAAACCCAGGAAUCAUCACUGAUGUUGGAAUGAAAGCUGUUAAUGAAGUGUUUCCCUCCAUCAAAUACCUUGUCAUUUAUAACUGUCCACAUCUUCACAACCCACACAGCUGGAUCACAGAGCAUUCUCGUUGGACCAGAUUGCUGGAUCUUACACUAGUGCGCUGUCAUGCCAUUAAGCUUGAGUCCUUUAGCCAGUGUAUUGAAAUGCUGCCAAAUCUGGAGUUUAUCUCCCUAGACCAGAUGUUCCGCGAGCCUCCAAAGGGUUGUGCACGGGUCGGUUUGAGUGCGGGCACAGGUAUCGGUGUAUCCUCUGCUCUGGUCAGUAACCAGAACCCUAACCAGAACAACAAUAACAAUCACCUUAACAAUAAUGAUGCCAAUAUUCAUCCACAAAACCUGGACAAUGCUGUAGAUAUGGCACCACACAGAGUUGAGGAGAUCCAUGAUGUUGAGGGUUUGAUGGUGGAGAAUAUUGAGGUUGAGCCACAGGUAACAGGAGUCAGUCAAAGGAAGGAGUCUAAAGGGUCCUCUCAGGCACCAGAUCAAGAUGAAGAGCAAGCAGGGCCCAGCGGAGUGCAGCCUGUCAUUAAGAAAGUUCCAGUAGUGGUGUCUGAUUCUGACAGUGAUGAUGAUGAAGCCCAAAGUACUUUUUCCUCCUCCCAACAUAAUCCUAAGGCAGACAUGCCACAGAAGAUAGAUGAUGCAGAAGAGCUAGCAAAAAAAGACAAAGGGAAAACUCCUUUGCGCCGUUUGGGAGCUCAGUAUCUCAGUUAUGAGAAAGGCUGCCAAGUGACCAGUGAACAGAUCAAAGCAGACAUUAAAGCAGCUAAUGAAACAGCAGCGGAUGGUGCCCGAGACAGAAAUAAUGAGGCAAGUGUAUGCUCCGUUGACUGUAAAGUGAAAUCAGGUAAUCUUGGAAGGCCACGCGAUGCAGGAGGAAGGGAUGAUGAUUGUCUGAGGGCACAUUGCACUUGUAGCAGGUCUCACUUAUGCCCAGAACGUGGUAGUCAUGCCACCUUUCAUCAGCCAGAAGGAGAGGAGAACCAAUCACCCCACCAAGUUCCCAAACAACGAGCUAAAGCAGAAAUCAGCACAAUAGGCCACCACAGUGGAGUGGUGUCUCAAACAACGUCUAAAGACACGUUUUCCAGUCGACCAAUGACCCGUGCUUGCAGUAGACUCUGCUCUGUCCCGCUAGCACCUGACUCAGGGCUCUCAAAGGCUAUGCCACGGAUUGCAGUGAAAAGAAAACACACUGCAGACAAAUCAACCAGCACCAGUGACCCAGUCACUGAGGAUGACCACAUACAGGUGCUCACAUUAAAAUCCAAAAAUCUAGUGGGAAUCACACUCACAAACUGUGGCAUCACAGACCUAGUCAUAAAGGACUGCCCUAAAAUGAUGUUUGUUCAUGCUACUCGCUGCAGGGUGAUGAAAUACCUACAGGUGCACAAUACUUCAAUAGUGAACCGCUUUGAUUAUGCCCAAUGCAAAAAGCUGGACAUAGAACAGGUCUUGGAUCAGGUGCUGCGCAUACCCGCUGAAAGAAAUCGCAUUGUUUAUUUACGUCCCAUGAAACAGAUUGACUCAUUGGCCCUGGAGAAAAUGUUGUUUAGUGGUCCUUACCCAUACCACAUCGCCGUUAUCCAUGAGUUCAGUAACCCACCCAAUGUCAGGAACAAAGUGAGGGUACGGAGCUGGAUGGACACUGUUGCAAACAUCAGUCAGGAAUUAAUCAAGAAUGAAUUCUUCCCAGAGGCUAGAAGAACCGAAGCAGACAUAAAAAAAAAUCCUCACUACCCAUGGGGCAGAGACAUCUAUACCUUAGAGGGUGUAGUAGAUGGGGCACCAUACUCAAUGAUCUCUGAUUUCCCAUGGCUUCGUUCUCUACGUUUAGCAGUACCCAACAGUUAUGCUCGUUGUGACUUUGAGGAUGAUGAAAGCACUACUAUCUAUGCUCCACGGCGCAAAGGACAGCUUUCAGCUGAUCUCUGCAUGGAGACCAUUGGUGAGGAGAUCUCAGAGCGUCGUCAGAUGCAACUAGGUGUGUUUCAGCGGGUAGCUGUUAUUUUCAUCCAUUACUGUGACAUGCAUGGACAACCUGUGGAUGAUGACUAUAUGUAAAGCAAAUUGCUUAGGGACUUAAACACAAUUUUCUUAAAAAUUCUUUCUACAAAUGAUUGGAAACUGUGCCCAAAGAUGCUUUCUGAGUUACGUUUAUUUUUAGAAAAACAGUUGUGAUCAGAUAAUUCUAGAAUUGAGAAAUGUUUUUCAAGAAAAAUCAAUACAUGCUUUCACUGGGUUGUUUCUUUCUAUGUCCUCACAUGGUAGACAUAUCUGCCUCCAUCUUCGUAAAAGUGCAUGUAGGAAAUAAGUGAAUAAAGGUGCUUGUUUUGUUAUAUUAUUUAGAUAGAUAGAUAGAUAGAUAGAUAGAUAGAUAGAUAGAUAGAUAGAUAGAUAGAUAGAUAGAUAGAUAGAUAAAAUAUAAAAUCACAAUUGUCCUUGUGUGAAUUUCGAUACAUACUAUACAUCAAUAAAAUAAUAUUGUUCAGCAGUUUGUAAACUUUGCAACUUUGAAUAAAGAAAGUUUUACAAUG